AUGGAAAAUCAAGAAGAGAAAACUGUAAAAGGAGUGGGAAGAGUCAACCGGGAAGGCCGCCACAUCCCGUGUAAAUACUGCAGCUCGAUCCGUGAUAAAUGGGACAUUAUGAAAUGUGUGUUGGAAAGUGAGCUUCCCAGAUGGUACUUAAUGUGCAUUCCAAAACAAUCAAUUUGGUUAAAAAUAGAACCUCGAUCUGGUAAAUGUGAUUAUACAAUUCGGAUAUGUGUACUGAUCAACUUUGAAAGGAUGAGACUAAUUUUUACUGUGGACGAUGUUGUCCCAAACUUUGAAACUAAUAACCAAAUGGUUUAUGUUUUCGACUACGCGCCAAACCUAAUUACAAACAGAAAAAGUUCCAAGAGAAAAGAAAGUGGUUAA
Phycomyces blakesleeanus NRRL 1555(-) is the source of this 381-nucleotide messenger RNA. RefSeq lists its product as hypothetical. The coding region runs from base 1 to 381 and encodes 126 amino acids. The record is from RefSeq and is a predicted model, not a curated record. The transcript is spliced from 4 exons. Lineage: Eukaryota; Fungi; Mucoromycota; Mucoromycetes; Mucorales; Phycomycetaceae.